AAAUUCGGAAUCCAUUUAGAAGAAAAUCAAAAUCAAAUUAUGGAACUAUCAUUUCGUGAUUAUUUUUGUGAUUUUUGUGGUGGUCUUCUUUGUUUCUCAUCAUCGAAAUUUUUUACCAAAGAUUCAUAUAAUAUUGGUUCAUCCAACGUUGAUCUAUCCUGUUAUCAAUGUAAUUCUACAUUUAAAAAAGGAAUUACAUCAUUAUCAUUUGUACCAUUACGGCAAAUACUGAAAGCUGAAAUUAUUAAAGAUAGUGAUCAAUGGGCAUCAGCAUCGAUUACCGAUGAAAAAUGUCCCAAAUGUACACACAAUCGUGCAUAUUAUAUACAAAUGCAAACACGUUCAGCUGACGAACCAAUGACAACUUAUUAUCGUUGUGAAAAAUGUGCUCAUAAUUGGAAAGAAUAACUCUUUGUUUUACAAAAAUUACCUUCAAUAAUAUCUGAAUAUAAUUAUGUUUAAUGUGUGUGUAUUUUUCAAUUUAUCCUUGAAAUAUUUCCGUUGCUUGUCAAUAAAAAAAUCUAUAAUUAUUUUC
This is a messenger RNA of Dermatophagoides pteronyssinus (European house dust mite), 535 nucleotides long. RefSeq names its product RNA polymerase III subunit K (gene Polr3K). Gene Ontology annotation, cellular component: RNA polymerase III complex. NCBI's taxonomy places the organism in Eukaryota, Metazoa, Arthropoda, Arachnida, Sarcoptiformes, Pyroglyphidae. Gene Ontology annotation, biological process: DNA-templated transcription; termination of RNA polymerase III transcription. Gene Ontology annotation, molecular function: nucleic acid binding; zinc ion binding. The record is from RefSeq and is a predicted model, not a curated record.